AUGAAGCAGUUGAGUGUCUUUGCUGUAACUGUUCUUCUGCUCUUCAAUGGAUGUCACUGUACGACCACAGUAGCAACAACAACAGCGUCUACAACAUCUCCAGCAUCUACAGCACCUCCAGCUUCUACAGCACCUCCAGCUUCUACAGCACCUCCAGCAUCUACAGCACCUCCAGCUUCUACAGCACCUCCAGCCUCUACAGCACCUCCAGCUUCUACAGCACCUCCAGCAUCUACAGCUCCUCCAGCCUCUACAGCACCUCCAGCUUCUACAGCACCUCCAGCAUCUACAGCACCUCCAGCUUCUACAGCACCUCCAGCAUCUACAGCACCUCCAGCUUCUACAGCACCUCCAGCAUCUACAGCUCCUCCAGCUUCUACAGCACCUCCAGCAUCUACAGCACCUCCAGCAUCUACAGCACCUCCAGCUUCUACAGCACCUCCAGUGUCUCCAGCAUCUCCAGCAUCUCCAUCGGCAGCAGCCACAACAGCGGUCACGAUGAUCAGUGGCUCAACUGCAAGUGGAGCAACAGCUACAGCCUCAUUUUCCGUCUAUCAGCUUCUCUGUGCAGGACUUCUUAUCUGGACGCUGCCACUCAUUCAGUGGAGACUUUAGCAGAAAUGUGGAGAGUUAAAGAUCACUGAGACUCAAUCCAGGAGACAACAUUAAAUAUGAAUCAUUUUCCUAAUGUUCACAAAUUAUUGUUUUUGUAC
Molecule: messenger RNA, 713 nt
Organism: Labeo rohita (rohu)
Lineage: Eukaryota; Metazoa; Chordata; Actinopteri; Cypriniformes; Cyprinidae
Product: mucin-7
Exons: 2
Coding region: 1-615 (204 amino acids)
Source: RefSeq, a predicted model, not a curated record